Branchiostoma floridae (Florida lancelet) is the source of this 1694-nucleotide messenger RNA. RefSeq lists its product as uncharacterized. Lineage: Eukaryota; Metazoa; Chordata; Leptocardii; Amphioxiformes; Branchiostomatidae. Gene Ontology annotation, molecular function: wide pore channel activity. The record is from RefSeq and is a predicted model, not a curated record. Gene Ontology annotation, cellular component: membrane.
AUUCUGUUCAACAUGUUCGACAUGGUCAUGGGGUCUCCACUUGUGAUAGAAUCGAAAUCUAUCGUUGAAACGAUGGAGGCUGUAUUUCGGCAUCAGAAUCUUGAGAAUUCCGUGCACCGGGCCAAGCUGGAGAGCAUCAGUGAAUUUGCGAUGGAACGUCAAGUCAGUGGAUACGGACUUUGGGUCUUCGCCCUCAAACAGACAGGGAGAGAAGACGAAAUUGAUCGGAUCAUGAGACGGGCGCGCAGCACUUUGAGUGAACAAAUGUGCUUCUUGGCUCCUUUCUUCUAUGAUUGGCCGGCAGGCACAUAUGGCCUCCCCAAGACCACCGAAGGGUGUCCAUCUGGGUCCAAUGUUGUAUGGGAGGAGGGUCAGUACGAACAUCGGAGAAGUAGCAGUUUCGAAUGGCCCACAGAUGCUCAGCUGCACUUCAAUGCAACUUUCGCCGGUAGCAGGCUGUCCAGAGAAUUUUGUCUUAAGACAAAUCCCAGCAGUGGUGGGAACAGUUGGCCACCGGGGCGUUAUUGUGUACUGAAGAAAGGCUCUUGUCCAGUGGGCCUGAAGUGGGGAAAGCUCGGAUUCCCCGGAGGUAGCCAGAGUGGAGCUGUUCCGGAUGGAAGCGUAGCCAGUGACACCAUAGAGGUUGAGUACUGCUGCCAGGAAGAUGGUUUUGCCUCCAGUCCCAUCGCCUUACCACCCAGACGCUCGUUCUACCUGCUCCGGCUUGGGGGAGCGUGCCAGCAGGUUGCUGGAAUGGAUGUCAGUGAGGAGUGGAUUGAGUACAGGGGUAACGGUUACCGAGCUGGAGUGACCCCAGAUGAUGAUGGUGAUGACAACAGCCACAAACUCUACUACUGCCUCUACAGUCUACCCGGGUCUGUCAUUCCAACUACUCCGAUCGUCCCAGAUGUCAAGAACAACGACACUACACGUAUUAUCAUAAUAGUAGCACCCAUAUAGUUGGAGGUGCCGUCUUCCUGAUAUGCAUAUGCAUAUGCAUGUGUUGUUGUUGCUGUCGGGACUGAAGACAUUUCAUUUCUUUCUUUAAGAAAUGAAAUGAAAUAAAUUGAAAUCAUAACAUGAAGUAUCGAAAUGAGACAAGAGUUCUAUUACACAUGAUCAAUACUAAAUACACUGCAUUAUUUUCUUUUACAAAUGAGGAAAUCAUUAAGACUGGCUUUUACAAAAAAAGGAUCUUUAUGAAUUAUCAUUUAUCAAGUACCAGAAAAAAACAGAAUAACUAAACAUGUGUUUUAGAAAUUACUGUUUCAAACAAAAUCAGUUUGGUUCUUCCAUGAAAGUUUAUCGUCUAUCACCAUUCCUAGGAAGUGCGUGUGACUUAAUUGAUUGGUAGUUUUACAAUUUAUAGAGAUUCAAGCUUUUCUUGUUCUUGCUUGUAAAGAUAAUGAAAUUGUAUUUUUUUUCAUAUAUAUAUGUUUAUAUAUUUGACGAACAACUCGUAUUUGAUGGACAAUUCAUUAGCCUUGAACCAUUGAUGUACUUUAUGCAUGCGAUUUAUCAUUUCAAGAUGUUAAAAACGUGUCAACAAUUUCUUUGGGACAUGAAUGAGAGGAUGCAAAAGUAUAAUUAGUUUAGCACUUGAAGAAUGUUGAUAUUGGGUGGAUUUUAUGCUAAUCAUAUGAUUGUUUACCUUUAUUCAAGAUUGUGUGGUGGAAUAAAAUGGUCUAAAUCAA